Molecule: messenger RNA, 1324 nt
Organism: Aspergillus fijiensis CBS 313.89
Lineage: Eukaryota; Fungi; Ascomycota; Eurotiomycetes; Eurotiales; Aspergillaceae
Product: SDR family oxidoreductase
Exons: 3
Coding region: 467-1321 (284 amino acids)
Molecular function (GO): oxidoreductase activity
Source: RefSeq, a predicted model, not a curated record
UGGAAGUUUCUUCUAUUUCCUAGGUAGGGGAGGGUGGUAUGAGAUUGGAGGAUCUGUGGAUAGUCGAUUGUGCUGUGGCUGGUCUAUAUAGGAGUUGCGGCACAGAGUCUGCCUAGCAUUUCCUACUAGCCGUGACAUACCGAGUAAGAGCGAGAUUCAGCCGACGCACAGUGGGUCGGUGAUGAUGACAGCUUAACGCCGACUGAUGAGGACCCUGUCGCUAAGUCCAUGGAUAUCUCCGCCUUGGCCUAGCAAAUUAGUGGGGCACGCACUACAAGGAUGGUUCCGGCUUGCCGAGAGUGGGGCCUCGGUUUCAUUUCCCGGGCGCAUGAGAUCAUGAGUGGUUUACCUGCCGGAGCUUACCUGUACAACCGAGAGCAUGUUUAAAAGCGUGCCAUCCGCUACGGAGUUGAUCAUAGGUCUCCUUGGGAACUAAAAGAGCUUGCAGAAUCUCAGACAUAGCAUCAUGAGCAAAGCUUGGUUAAUCACCGGCGCAUCGUCCGGUCUUGGAGCCGCGCUAGCUCACCAUGUCCUCCGAGCAGGCCACAAGGUCGUCGGUGCGGUGCGGACUAUAUCCAAGGCGCAACAAAGCUACCCUCAUUUUGAGGAACUAGGAGGCGUAUGGGCACAACUCGACGUGACGGACCCCCAAACAAAAGAGCAUAUUGCGCGCCUCUCCCGCGAGCAUGGAGGUUUUGACGUCGUGGUGAACAACGCCGGGUACUCCAUCCUGGGCAGUAUUGAAGAUAUGAACGAGACCGAAAUCCACCAGCAGAUCGACACAAACCUCUACGGCCCGAUCCGCGUCAUCCAGGGCUGCCUCCCCUCCAUGCGCGAGAAGAAGACCGGGUGCAUCGUCAACAUCUCCAGCGUCGCGGGCCUGAUCGGUCGUCCCGCUACAGCGUUAUAUUCCGCCAGCAAGUUCGGUCUUGAAGGUCUUUCGGAGAGCUUGGCAGCCGAGCUGGCCGAAUUCGGCAUUCGGGUGCUCAUCGUGCAGCCUGGCGGCUUCCGCACCGGGUUUCUCUCCGCGUACGUGAAACCCGCGGCGGGAUUGAACUCGGCGUAUGAGGGCACAGCGCUGGGCGGAGCGAUGCAGCGUUACGACACGGUCGACGGGACGCAGCGGGGUGAUCCGGAGGAGGCGGCCGCGCGGAUCCUCGACGCCGUCGAGCAGCAGGGUCUCUGCGCCCGGGCAGCUUCGUAUCUCCGCAUGCCGCUGGGGUCGGAUUGUUAUGCGGUGUUGCGGGGUAAGGUUGAUGGGCUGAAGGAGAAUAUGGAUAACAUGGAAGCGAUUGCGCAUAGUACGGAUUAUACCCAGUGAGGC